AUGUCUGGACGCGGGAAGCAGGGCGGCAAGGCUCGCGCCAAGGCCAAGACGCGCUCGUCGCGGGCCGGGCUGCAGUUCCCGGUGGGCCGCGUGCACCGCCUGCUCCGCAAGGGCAACUACGCCGAGCGGGUGGGGGCCGGCGCGCCGGUGUACCUGGCGGCCGUGCUGGAGUACCUGACGGCCGAGAUCCUGGAGCUGGCGGGCAACGCGGCCCGCGACAACAAGAAGACGCGCAUCAUCCCGCGUCACCUGCAGCUGGCCAUCCGCAACGACGAGGAGCUCAACAAGCUGCUGGGCCGCGUCACCAUCGCGCAGGGCGGCGUCUUGCCCAACAUCCAGGCCGUGCUGCUGCCCAAGAAGACCGAGAGCCACCACAAGGCCAAAUAAGGAGUAAGGUUAGGGAAGUUGCCAAACAAAGGCUCUUUUCAGAGCCACUUAAGCCAUCAAAGAGAAAGCUGGUGCACACUAUCUGCUGUGUUUUUUGGUGACUGUUGUAAGGCCUCGUUAAUCGUGGGAGACAAAGUGUCCUUUCUACGGGCGAUAACUACAUGUAGUCUGACCUACAGAAAGGACAAGCUGGAGAUAAGGGGUAGCGGGUUUAGGACAGGCUUGUCUAGAAGUUUCAGAUGGAGCCAGUCGGGCAAAUUCCUGAACCCGUUUUGAUUACGUUAUCCGUUACCAGUUUUAGGCGGCCAAAAGUGCGGGAUGCAGUGACCACUUUUCCAGAAGAAAUUUAGCUGUAUGAGUGUACUAGAAGAGUUCUGGAAAAGGACACUCUGAUUCUUAGGUGCUCUAAAUUAUCAGGUGAUGGAAUUCUUAGUGGUCUUCCCCUUUUAAGAUUUCAUUCCGAAGAUAGUCUGACUUACUGGUUGAAAGUACACAGAACUUACUGAAUCCCACAUUGGUAAAUCCUUGGUCCUAUUUCUUUGGAGCCCAUGUGUUCAUUUGAUUCACUCUUCCAGCAGCUCAGGACCCAAUAGCGGAGGCAACCUAGAAAAUCUGCCUCCGUGGAAAUUACUCCAGUAAGAGAGACAAACAAUUAUACAAUAGGUUAGGUGUCAAGUAUCUUGUGCAGAAAAUAGAGCAGCUACACAGCAUAAUGGGGACCCCUAUUUUAGAUCGAAGGUAAGUGUAGAUAACUUCUUUAAAGGUGUAUCUGGGGGUGCCUGGGUGGCACAGUCGGUUAAGCGUCCGACUUCAGCCAGGUCACGAUCUCGCGGUCCGUGAGUUCGAGCCCCGCG
Molecule: messenger RNA, 1241 nt
Organism: Prionailurus viverrinus (fishing cat)
Lineage: Eukaryota; Metazoa; Chordata; Mammalia; Carnivora; Felidae
Product: histone H2A type 1-E
Exons: 1
Coding region: 1-387 (128 amino acids)
Cellular component (GO): nucleosome
Molecular function (GO): DNA binding; structural constituent of chromatin; protein heterodimerization activity
Source: RefSeq, a predicted model, not a curated record